AUUCGCCCCGUAGACGCAUUCGCUCGUACGCUUCGUCUAAAAGCGGACAUAAGUAGUAGAGGAGGCUCGUCGUCGCACGCCGCCGUCCUCAUCGUUGUAGUCGAACCGUAACAACUGAACGGAUCGAGGCCGAAGAGGAUACAGCCGGAAAUUACCGUCGGGAUUUGUUAAAGUCACGGUGGCGUAAAUCAAGGAAUUCAUUCGUGUAAUUUCUUGCAAGCGAUAGUGAAGAGCUCGCAAUUCCCUUUCUGCCGCAUCAGUAAGCGCCAUCGGACCAAGACCUGACAAUUGAAAGAAGCUCAAGUCGAUCGAUCGUCGAGCCGAGAAAUCAUCGGUAUUAAUCGCUACCAGAAAAUUUUGCCAGAAAAGACGAGUGUCAAGCAAGAUAUGAUGGCAGUCGCAGCCGCCCAGAAGAACCGCGAGAUGUUCGCCAUCAAGAAAUCUUACAGUAUUGAGAACGGGUAUCCAGCACGAAGACGGUCUCUUGUAGACGAUGCCCGCUUUGAGACGUUGGUCGUCAAGCAGACGAAGCAAAGCGUACUCGAGGAAGCUCGACAACGAGCGAAUGACACGAACGUCGAUCAGACAAUAACUUGUACUCAGGAGCAACAAGGACAAGGAGAGCAUUAUGUUGAUGCUUCAUCAAGUGACGACGAACAAGCAGAGUCGUUAAUUUGCGCAGCAAAGAAAGAAGAAGCGAAAGCUGAGGCUUCGUCGGACAGUGAUGGAAAACCAGAUGACGAUUAUGAUGACGAUGCCGGAUUAACCGAGGAGGAAGUUGUACUUGCGAAGACCAUAGCGGAGUCUCCGGAGACCGAGCAGAGCGUGCAGAAAGCGGCGUUGGUUCUGAGACUGCGAGAGGGCAUCGGCUCUCUGGGCAGAAUCUUGAAGACAAUCGAAAAUUUCAAGGGCAUAAUUACGCAUGUCGAGACGCGGCCUUCGAAGAAGGAGGGUCUGCAGUUCGAAGUCUUGGUCAAGAUCGACAUGAGCAGGCAGAGCCUGCUCCAGCUGAUUAGAAAUCUACGACAGAGCUCGGCGUUGGACGGCGUGACUCUGUUGGCCGACAAUUCCGUCAGCAUCAAAGAUCCCUGGUUUCCCCGUCACGCCUCCGACCUUGACAAUUGUAAUCAUCUGAUGACCAAGUACGAACCGGAUCUUGACAUGAGUCAUCCGGGCUUCGCGGACAAGGAAUACCGCGCCCGUCGCAAGGUCAUUGCCGAAAUCGCUUUCGCUUACAAGUACGGGGAUCCGAUACCCAGCAUUCCUUACACCGAGACGGAGAACGAGACCUGGUCGCGCGUUUUCAUCACCGUGCUGGAUCUGGUGCCGAAGCACGCGUGCGUGGAAUACCAGAGAGUCUUCAAGAAAUUGCAGGAGGAGAGAAUCUUUGAACCCCAUCGUAUACCGCAGCUGCAGGAGGUCAGCGAUUUCUUGAAGAGAAACACGGGAUUCACUCUUCGACCGGCUGCCGGUCUCUUGACGGCGCGCGACUUCCUGUCUAGUCUUGCCUUCAGAGUAUUCCAAAGCACUCAAUAUGUUCGUCACAUUAACAGCCCGUAUCACACUCCCGAGCCAGACUGCAUCCAUGAGCUCUUGGGUCACAUGCCGCUUCUGGCCGAUCCUAGUUUUGCUCAAUUCUCGCAAGAGAUCGGUUUGGCAUCCCUCGGUGCCUCGGAUGAGGAAAUCGAGAAACUGUCGACCAUCUAUUGGUUCACGAUCGAGUUUGGUCUCUGCAAAGAAGGCAGCGAAGUCAAAGCUUACGGUGCUGGUUUAUUGUCAGCCUAUGGCGAACUCUUGCACGCAUUGAGCGAUAAAUGUGAGCACCGAGCAUUCGAUCCGUCAACCACCGCUCUUCAAAAGUAUCAAGAUCAAGAAUAUCAGCCGAUAUAUUUUGUGGCUGAAAGCUUCGAGGAUGCCAAGGAAAAAUUCCGCCGCUGGGUAGCUGCCAUGAGUCGGCCAUUCGAGGUCAGGUACAAUCCGCAUACGCAACGCGUCGAAGUUCUCGAUAGCGUUGAUAGAUUGGAGGAUCUGAUUUCUCAACUUAACACCGAGAUGACCCAUCUCACGAAUGCUAUCACCAAAAUGAAGAGACAUUUUGCGUAAGAAUGAGAACUUCCGCAUCUUCGUUAUAUUGAUUCGGUUAUUUCUUGUGCGAACCAUCGGACCUUGAAGUCGAUCAUGUGUUCAAUUUAAUUAUCACUCUCUUGAACUUUUUGGCGACAAUAAUUUUUGAUAAUCUCAUUGCUUGUCAAGAUUUAGUGAUGCGUCUUUUAAUGGCAUAUUUCAAGAGUGUGUGUUAGUUUGAUCAGUAAUUUUGAGAAAAUUACAGACCGAAAAAUGUUGAUUUUAUAAAGAUUUUUUGUGUCAGAACUUCUAAGUUCGAUGGAGAACUUCAUUAUCAUCAUCCUCGUUGCGCUCAUCAAUUUGUCCGCCAUUGUAUAAAGUCGUUCAUUAGUGUGUUGUACGCGUGUACGCGCAUCGGUUAUAUACUAUAUAAAAAAAAGCCAAUCUUUGGUUGUACGCGAAUGUUACUCAACAUAAUAUUGCUGGAUUGCGUCAUGAUAAUCGCACGGCUUUAUUGAAUAAUGAAUCAUUAAUGGAUGAUAAUUUAUGAUAGCCCAAUCUCUUGCCCUCGAGUAUUCUUUACGAGGUGCCAAAUGAGUGAAAAAUACAUAUCACAAGGUUAUCUUCGUACAGUAAGAUAGCAUCAUUUCUUUCGCUAUAGCUGCACGUACGCGCGUAUAUGAUUCACACAUUACUAUUAUAAUAUUAUUAUUAUUAAUUAUUAUUAAUACUACUCUGUUUUAUUAUAUUAUAUAAUAUUGUAUUAGUUUAGCAUAAACGUUUUUAUGCAUGAGUUCGCUUAAUUCAGCAAACACUGGCAUCUGCCCCGAUAUUUAAUAGAGCAGUCUAUGUUUAGAAAAAGUUGUAAUGUGCGAGAUGGUAAGAGUUAUCGUAGUCUUAAAAAACUUAUAGAACUCGCAAGCUCGAUUCUUCGUGACGAUAGAACUCGUCAUUUGGAUGUGAGAGUACAGUAUUCUUUUCUUUUGCGAAUAAAUUGACAGACGGCAGCAGUAUGUGGAGUCGUUUGGGGAGUCUUUCUUUGACUAGCCGACAAGGACGAGAGUUUACCGAAUGUCCUUAUUGGUUUGUCAUACUUUGUUUAGAAUUUAUGUACAUUGAAUUAAACAGUAUUUCUUAAAAUAUAUAUUUUUAAGUCGUGUUCUUACUUAUAAUUGUUAGAUAAUCCAACAUGUCGCUUCUUCUUCGGUCAAACUCUUUGGAGAUUUUCUAGUCUUCAGUUGCAGAAGUCACGAAGCGACGUUGCUUUAGAGAGGCACUAUUUAGCGAGUAUUGCGAGUCCCCGCUUAUGCACGCUGUGCUUUUAAACCUAUCGCGCUGAUUCGUACGAAAUAUCUUUUCGUACGUUUACGUAUGCGUGUAACCCACCCUUGUUAGAUUGUAGUAAAGGCGGUCGAUACAUAUAACAUGUUUCCUUUGUAUUAUAUUGUAAAGUACUCAGAGCAUAUAAUAAAAAAUUAAGAUAUAAAUCUUA
Nylanderia fulva is the source of this 3556-nucleotide messenger RNA. It is a transcript of the gene ple, whose product is annotated as tyrosine hydroxylase ple. The record is from RefSeq and is a predicted model, not a curated record. Gene Ontology annotation, molecular function: iron ion binding; tyrosine 3-monooxygenase activity. Lineage: Eukaryota; Metazoa; Arthropoda; Insecta; Hymenoptera; Formicidae. Gene Ontology annotation, biological process: dopamine biosynthetic process from tyrosine. Gene Ontology annotation, cellular component: cytoplasm; perikaryon; axon.